UAUUACACAUCCCUUUAACAUGUUCUUCUACUUGUUUUUGUUGUCGCUGCUGCUCCGUACAGAAUACGGCCAUGGAGUUGAUCCCUACCAGUGCCCAGAAUCAAGGUGCGGAGCCGACGGUCCGAUUUCCAUUUAGGCUGGAAAAGAGACAGGCAGAGAAGUGUGGGUAUCCUGGAUUCCAUCUCUCUUGUACUGAAAGCAACCAGACACUGCUCCACCUUCCAUUUUCAGUCAAGCUCUUUGUAACAGAAAUCGAUUACCAGAAUCAAAAAAUCUACGUGAGCGACCCUCAUGGUUGUCUUCCCAAGCAGGCGUUGCGAAGCCAAAGGAAAUAUUUGCAGAUUGAAGAUUAGUACCUCAAAACCAGCAAUACAAUGUCUCAGCAUCCACUCUCAAUACAAAGGAGGGUGGAGGAAGAGGGUAGUGGUUGCAGGGUCAAUAUUAGGUUCGCUUUUUCUUGCUGUGAUGAUCUAUGGAGGGUAUAGAUUUUACUCUUCUGACAAAGCUGAAAAAGAAAACCAAGCUAAAAUAAAACAGUUUCCAGAGGAUUUUAGAGCUCUUAAGCCUACAAGAUAUUCCUAUGCUGAUCUUAAGAGGAUCACUAAUCAGUUUAUGGAAAAUCUGGGUGAAGGAGCCUAUGGAAUUGUGUAUAAAGGAAAGCCGUCAAAUGAAAUCUUUGUGGCUGUAAAAAUACUCAACAAUUCUACAGGGAGUGGUGAAAAGUUCAUAAAUGAAGUGAAGAUGAUGGGUAGAAUCCACCAUGUUAAUGUGGGUCGCUUGGUUGGCUAUUGUGCUGAUGGCUUCAGACAAGCUCUCGUCUACGAAUACUUGACAAACAAUUCGCUGAAGAAGUUCAUAUCUUCUGCAGACACAAAUAGCAACUUUCUUGGCUGGCAUAAGUUGUAGGAUAUUGCUAUUGGCAUAGCCAAAGGCAUUGAGUAUCUGCACCAAGGUUGUGAUCAAAGAGUCCUCCAUUUUGAUAUCAAACCUCAUAAUAUCUUACUAGAUGAAAACUUCAAUCCUAAAAUCUCGGAUUUUGGUCAGGCCAAGCUGUGUUCCAAGGAUCAAAGUGCAGUGUCAAUGACAGCAGCGAGAGGGACAAUGGGCUACAUUGCUCCCGAAGUUUUCUCGAGGAACUUUGGGAAGGUAUCUCACAAAUCGGAUGUUUAUAGUUUUGGAAUGUUAUUGCUUGAAAUGGUGGGAGGUAAGAAGAUGUCUGACAACACAACUGAAAUCUACUUCCCAGAGUGGAUAUAUAAUCUUUUGGAACAAGGAGAUGAGUUGAGAAUUCAUAUGGAGGGAGAGGAAGAUUCUGAAAUUGCUAAAAGGCUUGCAAUUGUUGGAUUGUGGUUCAUACAGUGGUACCAAAUUGGUCGUCCUUCAAUGAAGGCUGUUGUGCAAAUGCUGGAUGAAGGAUAUGAUCUAACAAUGCCUCCGAAUCCUUUCGCCUUUACACGCCUAAAAGGACCUACUACAAGCACGGUUUUAAGGCACGGUCACCGGAAACUUGAAACCAUCUCUGAAACUCACCAAGAAUUAGACAUCAUCCAGGAGAUGGAGUGACAAACUUGUCUGGAAUUCUGUAAAAUUCUGUAACAAGAUAAAUUAGUGUUUAUUGCUGCAAAAUUCUGAAACAACAGUGAUUCACUAGAGACCUUAAACUUCCCUUUGUCGACUUUAUAGCAUGUCAUACGAUAUUGUAGAAAUCACAAUCAUAUUCUCCGUGUAUCAGAGAAUGGUUUUACUUAUUAAUUAGAUCAUUCUGCCUUGUAA
Carica papaya (papaya) is the source of this 1773-nucleotide messenger RNA. NCBI's taxonomy places the organism in Eukaryota, Viridiplantae, Streptophyta, Magnoliopsida, Brassicales, Caricaceae. The record is from RefSeq and is a predicted model, not a curated record.